AACGCGCGCAGUUUGAAACAGGACAAACGCUUCAUACGCUCCUAUAACAUCUUUUGAGAUAAAUAUUUAAAGACGGUGUACAACUUGUUAAUUUUCAACAGGAAUGGCGUUGUUAGAGAGGAUGACAUUAGACGUUAUUCAGAAGGCGUUUGAGAAGACAAAAUCCCAGAUACAAUUCCCAGAAGGCGAGCCAGUUUUGGUCGACGAGAGAAAUAUGGAAGACGCCAUCGCGAUCAUGAGGGACCACUUUUUUCCGGACGAUCCCCUCGGCGUCGCCACUGAUCAGACUCUGACGCCGGACAUGCGCAACAUCUGUCUGGCUAUCUUCCAGUCGAAAAUCAGCUUCCUUGUCCUCGACCGAACUUCCCGCGAGCCGAUAGCUGCCCGCUUCAUGCGCGUCAACAGGCGCGUCGAGACAAUGACGGCGGACAUGUUCACUGACCCUUCAUUGAAGAUGCUGGUUGGGCUCAUUGAUAUCAUCGAAGAAAAGGCGAACAUCUUCGAGAGGUUUCAAGUCGAUGAAGCUAUUCAAUUCUUCGGGAUGUGCGUACGGAGGGAUAAAAGGCGCCGGGGAAUCGGUACGAAACUUGUGGAAUUUUCCAUCCAGUUCGUGAAAAAUCUUGGUAUCCGGCCUAUAUGCAUCCGAGGCGAACCAACAAGCAAGUUCUCGAUCCGCAUAUAUGAGAAAAGCGGUCUCCGGCACGUGGUCACAAUGGAUUAUGCUGGAUACCAGAAAGACGGGCGUCCGGUCAUGAAGACGGUUCCCGGCGAGGAUGUUUGUUGUGUAUACGCGGCUAAGUACGAGUGAACUAUUCAAAAAUGACUACCUAUCACGUGACAUGUAAUGUAGUGUGUUAUGUAUAUCGGAUUGUACAAUUAGUAUUUUCUUAUCUGACCGGUUGAUUUACAACAUUUAAUCGCAGUGAAUUCUUUCAUAGAAAAUAAAAGCAAAGUUUAUAUAAAUUUAACACAUAUAGUUGUAUUCAGAAUCCAGUUGUAUAUGUUCUUAGAUGUACUUUAACCCAUUCUAUUGUCCAUGGUAUUGUUUGGAUUAUUAAUUGCAAUAACACUGACCUUUUUUUUUAGUAAUCAGUUCUUUUUUAUGCCUACUUAACCAUUAUACGACAUAUAUGAUGAACAAAAAUACUUAUUAAAUGUCUACACAAUUGUUUUUA
Molecule: messenger RNA, 1175 nt
Organism: Dreissena polymorpha
Lineage: Eukaryota; Metazoa; Mollusca; Bivalvia; Myida; Dreissenidae
Product: arylalkylamine N-acetyltransferase-like 2
Exons: 2
Coding region: 104-808 (234 amino acids)
Molecular function (GO): N-acetyltransferase activity
Source: RefSeq, a predicted model, not a curated record